Molecule: messenger RNA, 1804 nt
Organism: Onthophagus taurus
Lineage: Eukaryota; Metazoa; Arthropoda; Insecta; Coleoptera; Scarabaeidae
Product: activating signal cointegrator 1
Biological process (GO): rescue of stalled cytosolic ribosome
Cellular component (GO): RQC-trigger complex; nucleus
Molecular function (GO): zinc ion binding
Source: RefSeq, a predicted model, not a curated record
UUAUUUAGUUGUCAUAAUUUUACCAAUUUAUAUUAGAUUGUCUUGAGUGGGUUUUAUUCAUAUAAAAUUAAUAAAAUGACUGAAUUUAUUCGAGAUUGUUUAAUACCGAUCUUAGGAAACGAUAUUUCCGACGAUAUUUUAGAAUACAUAACUACAAUAAAGCAACUCGAUGAUUACGAAGAGUUUAUGGAAAAUAUCGUCGAUUUAAAUAAUGCGGAACAUGUUACUGUGUAUGAAGCUUUAAAACAACAUCAAUUUGGGAUUCCUCAUAAAAAGCUGACGAAUAAAAAAGCACUAAAACAAUCCUUAAAAAAUGAUAAUAAGGCGAUUAAUAGUCCUCAACUAUCAACUAGUCAACUCAGCUCAUCUUCAAAUACUCCAUCUUCAGGUGGAAAAGGAAAAAAGAGAUACACCAACUUUUAUACACAUGAUCAUAAACCAGGCUUGCUUAAAGGAAGGCAUCCAUGCGAUUGUCAAGCAACUAAGCAUGAUCUAAUUAAUAAUUGCACUAAAUGUGGGAGGAUUGUUUGUGCUCAAGAAGGAUCUGGACCUUGUUUUUUCUGUGAUAAUAUGGUUUGUACCCGUUAUGAAAUGGAGGUGUUAAAUAAAAAUACGAAAGAAUCAGAUAAACUUUAUAACCAUUUAGUUGAACAGAAAAAAUCGAAAGAAUGGAAAAAAGCUCUUGAAACAAGAAAUAGGUUAUUAAAAACAGAUCAAAUGGGUGAUUCAAUUAAAAAUAAAAUUUUUGAUGACCAAAAUGAUUACUUUGAUUUAAAUUCAAAGUGGUUAUCAGAAGAUGACAAAUCAAAUUUGAGGAAAAAACACGCUUCGAUGCAUUCAAGUAUUCAUAAAAAUAGGCGUGAUAUGAAACUUGCUUUGGAUUUUGCUAGCCGUACCGUUACUUUAGACAAUGAUGAACAUCUUAAAAACAAGAAAAAACUUAUGGUUGGUGUUAAUAAGUUGUUGGAUAGUACUGAAAGAAGGUUUCCCAAGAAUUUAUUUAGUGGGGAGAAAGGAGAAUUGAUCACAGAAAUUUUUAGAUUGAUGGAUGCCCAAUCGUUGAAUGACUCAAGUGAAAGUGAGAAAAAAACUGAGAAAAAUCAACAGAAUGUCACAAAAAGAGUUUAUAGAAUAGCUAAUAAUGAUUUUUUGGAAUCUGUUGAUCAAGGAUUAUGUCUUAGUAUGCAUCAACCUUGGGCUAGUUUAUUAGUUUCAGGUAUUAAAAUUCAUGAAGGUAGAACUUGGAAAACAAACCAUCGUGGACGUUUAUGGAUAGCAGCAGCAUCUAAAGAACCGGAAGAUGAUGAAAUUUUAGCUUGCGAACAAAUGUAUCGUGAUUUAUAUAACGAUCCAAGUUUGGAGUUUCCAAAAAAAUACCCAACCGGUUGUCUUUUGGGUUGCGUUUUUGUUGAUGAUUGUUUAGAACAAGGAGAAUACCAAGAAAAAUUUCCAAAUGGAGAAAGUGGAAGUCCUUACGUUUUCAUUUGUUCCAAUCCGGUUAUUUUGCCUGUAUUUUAUCCAAUGCAAGGUCAACAUAAAAUUUUUUCUUUACCAAAGGAAUUACACAAAACUGCCAAAGCCGCUUUGAUGUCUUCUAAAUGGGUUUAAUUUUGGAUGAAAGAAUGAAACAUUUUUUACAUAAUAUUUUAUUUACCUAAUUCAUUUACAAUCUAAUUCUAGAAUUCAUUCUGGAAAUAUUAUUAAAAAUAAAUAAAUAAUUUAUUUGCUAAAAAAAUUAAUCACAUUAAAAAUAUUGCAAAAGUUUUUUUUUUUGAAAAUAUAAUCAUUGGUACAUUCUAUAUCA